AUGGUCUGUGCAAGGCUUGCAGUCUUUUCGUGCUGCGCUGUGCUGGGCCAGUUGAUCCCGGAAGCAGAUGUGACGACAAAUGAUUCAGAGUUUGAACCCUCGCCUGCACCUGAAGGAGCUUGCGACGGUGGUGUUCUUCAACUUUCUGCACGUCGCUACGAAAAGCGUCUCACAUUUAUCAGGGACUGUUUGCUCGUGGGCGUUCCGGGCACAGUAAUUGCUGCUCCUCUGGUUUUCCUCGAGAGUGGAUGGCUGGAUGGCACGCUGGUAUUUGACCAUGGUGACUAUGCAUGGAAUGAUCCGUGCAUCACGGCAGGGGCAACGCUCAAUAUUUCGGGCGAGGUGGUCUUUCGGAAUUGCCGUUCAGGAACGCAUGGUGGUGCGAUCCACAUCCUGAAUGGGCACGGAGUGCAGGGUCACGGGCAAGUUACACAACACGAAGGCCGGCUCCAUUUCGAGAACUGCAGCGCCGAGUUCGGCGGAGGCGCCAUAGCAGCUGUGGAGGUGGAGUUACAGGGGCAGGAAGUAAACUUUUCAAAUUGCAGAUCGUCGAUUGGCCGAGGUGGAGCAAUCAAGGCUCAGCUAGUGCGUGUCACGGCUCAAAAGGUGACCUUCCAGCGCUGUGAGGCCCGAUCGGGUGCGGCAAUCUGGUCUGAUGCUGGCUUGUGGUUACAGGGUUUGUCCACGCUCUUCGAGAAGUGCGACUGUUCGGACCAAAGAGGAUACACUGCUGUGGUGAGAGCUGGAUUCCGAGGGGUUGCGCUGCUGAUGAACACGCAGAUAUCGACGUCAUCGUGUUUUUUUGCGAUCGAUGCGCUUGGAGCUGCCUCUGUGUACAUUCAACGGUGCUUUUUUGAAUGGUUGAGAGCCGGAGCUAUCCUUGCAGACUUCGCCAUGGAUGUUAGCAUUCAGCAUGCAGGCUCCCAGCACACAGCGAUGUUCCUGAAAGCACACGCUGUGCAAACAGUGCGGCUUCAGGUCGUGAAGGUGUUUUGCACCCCGCCUACUGGAACUCGAUGCAUCGACCUAGAGUUCUGGACUGACAGGUCCGAGAUCCACUUUGACGACGUUCAGCUCUACCACAGAAUCGCGACCAACUUGGGCGGGGAUUCCAUGCGUGUGCACUAUCCGGUAAGUGCCGUUAUUCGGCAGCCAGCAUCGGCCAAUCUGAUGAACUUGACCUGCUCCCCUGGCUCCUAUCCUCAAUUCAGUCUCAAAGAACAGGACCAGUGGGAAGUGAAGACGGUGCCAAAGCUAAAGACACGCAUGGACUGCUCAACACUUGUCCCUGGUGGCUGCUGCAUGCUUGUGGGCGGUCCUGGACACGUCCUGAACAACUCGGAGCACCAGAGGUUCAGGGCAUGCAGCACUGACUGGCCGUGUCUUUGCCUGGAUGUUUUCUGCAACUCCUGUACCGUUCGAAGCCACAUGAGAGAAUUUCGUGCUACCUGCGCCCCCUGUGAAUAUGGAACUAUGUCGCCAGUCUUUGUCCAUAUGCCGUUGGAGUUCAACCAGAUUGCCUGGGGUGCAAGAACUUACGAACAAUGGGCCUUCCAUUCCUGCAACGACUGCACUCUUCUUGGACAGUCUGUCGACGCCACGAUUUCGUGUGGGUGGGGCAAAAUGCAGGUACCUCGCGGUGUCAUGAUUACUUUGCACCCUUUGUCAGUUCAUGACGGUCGAACAGCGAUGGUUGCCUGGCGUUGUCCAAACCCGUCCGCUUGUCCUGGUCGUGAGCACGUUCUCGCAAUGACGGACGGGCUUGAGAAACAGUGCGCUCCGGGGUAUGCCGAAUAUCAUGGCUGUGCGAAGUGUGAUCACGGCUACGGUAAGAAGGUCAAUGACCCCUUUGUUUGUCAAGAGUGCCCGCCCAUUGAAUUUCAGUGGCUGCUGCUGGUCCUGAAGCAUCUCGGGCUUUUCGCCGUCGGAAUGAUAUCUGCUCAAAAACCUCGACGGCGCACGAGCGUGAUCUUCAAGAUCAUGGUUUCCUUUGGAACGGCCAGCAACUGCGUCAUCCAAGCAAUUUCGAGUCUUGAAGAGUACCACGUGGCGAAGGAAUCCGUGCGCCGUUUCGUCGGCCUGGCGGAGGCUAUGACGUCGACGACAAGUCUGUACAAUCUGCAUAGCUACGAGUGUCUUUUCCGGACGCGGUACUUCGACUCUUUGCAUUGGGCCAUCAUCGGAGUGUCCCCGCCGCUCUUGUUGCUGUUGUCCUGCUGGAUCUCGACUUCUGUUGCAAGUUGCUGUGGCUUUCCCCAUCGAGAAGCUGUCAUGAUACAAGCCACCCUCGUGCUCGGCAAUAGCUACAUGGCCAAUGUUUGUGCCAACUUCAUGAAGCCACUCUCCUGUUUCCAGAUGGUUCGCGGCCUCGAUGGCUACAAGGCGCCGCAAUUCUGCUCUUUCAACAUCGAUGAGCUCUGCCGAAGCCUGUCUUCGCAAGCGAUGGCUGGAAUUUGCGCCUCUGUUUGCAUCCUGAUCGUGCCCCUGUAUUGGCUGGAAAUGAUUCGGCGAUCGCACAACUGGCAGCCUCAGUCGCGAAGACAUAUCAUGGGUUUCCUGGUAUCGGGCUAUAGGCCUGCAGUAGAGUGGUGGGAGGUGGUUCCUUUGCUUCGCAAGGUAUUGCUGCUGCAAGUGAGGGUCUUCUUCCCCCCAAGCUAUGCUGGCUCGACCUAUCUCACCCUCACGCUGGGCGUCCUUUUCAGCAGCCUGGUGCUGCAUGUCGCUGUAUGGCCAUACGAGGACAGCUACUUGAAUCGCAUUGAGGGCAGCGCUCUGGCGGCCAGUGUCAUCGCGCUGAUGCUAGCCAGCUUGGCGGUGGCCCUCGAGUGGUUCAAGCACGAAGAUGUAACGAUGCGAUAUUUGAUGGCUUUGUGCAUCGUGCUGGUUUUCAGCACGGUGGUCCUGGUCGUGCUACUGAUAAGGUCUCUUCUUGAGCAGGUGCAAAACAGAAUACGUCGGAGGGAUAUAUCUGUGGAGAUGCAAAGCUGCGCUUCCACGACAUGA
Molecule: messenger RNA, 3003 nt
Organism: Symbiodinium sp. CCMP2456
Lineage: Eukaryota; Dinophyceae; Suessiales; Symbiodiniaceae
Source: the annotation of a GenBank genome assembly